AUGCCGUCUCCAUAUCAGCUCCCGAAGAGACAACUCGGAAAGAAUGGGCCGCAGGUACCGAGGCUGGGCUUUGGGCUGAUGGGCCUCAGUGCCGCGUAUGGUGCGGUGCCGCCUGAUGAGGAGCGCUUCAAGAUCUUGGACCGGGCCUGGGAGAUGGGCGCGACCUUCUGGGAUACCGCCCAAGAAUACGGGGACAGCGAGGUCCUCAUCGGUAAGUGGCUCGCGAAGCAUCCUGAGCGUCGCCAGGAUAUCUUUCUCGGCACCAAGUUCGGGAUUGCGUGGAAUAUCAACGAUGGCAAGGUCGAGAUGCAUUUAGACACGAGCCCCGAGAACUGCCGCAAGACCUGCGGAGAAGCCCUCCAGAAGCUCGGCGUGGACUACAUCGACCUCUUCUAUAUUCACCGUUUCGAUGAAAAGACUCCAGUUGAGAAGACUAUGGAGGCUUUGCUGGAUCUGAAGAAGUAA
Molecule: messenger RNA, 465 nt
Organism: Diaporthe citri
Lineage: Eukaryota; Fungi; Ascomycota; Sordariomycetes; Diaporthales; Diaporthaceae
Exons: 2
Coding region: 1-465 (154 amino acids)
Cellular component (GO): cytoplasm
Source: RefSeq, a predicted model, not a curated record